Molecule: messenger RNA, 2787 nt
Organism: Equus quagga
Lineage: Eukaryota; Metazoa; Chordata; Mammalia; Perissodactyla; Equidae
Gene: GPRC6A
Product: G protein-coupled receptor class C group 6 member A
Exons: 6
Coding region: 1-2787 (928 amino acids)
Biological process (GO): G protein-coupled receptor signaling pathway
Cellular component (GO): membrane
Molecular function (GO): G protein-coupled receptor activity
Source: RefSeq, a predicted model, not a curated record
AUGGCAUUACUGAUUAUACUGAUUAUCUGCUUUGUGAUUAUUCUUGCUUCUUCUCAGCCUUGCCAGACCCCUGAUGACUUUGUGGCUGCCACUUCUCCAGGACAUAUCAUGAUUGGAGGUUUGUUUGCCAUUCAUGAAAAAAUGCUGUCCUCAGAUGACUAUCCCAGACGACCCGAAAUCCAGAAGUGUGUUGGCUUUGACAUAUCAAUCUUUCUUCAUACUCUUGCCAUGAUAUACAGCAUUGAGAUGAUCAAUAAUUCAACACUCUUAUCUGGAGUCAAACUGGGGUAUGAAAUCUAUGACACUUGUACUGAUGUCACAGUGGCAAUGGCAGCUGCUCUGAGGUUUCUUUCUAAGUUCAACUGCUCCAGAGAAAUCGUGGAGUUAAAGUGUGAUUAUUCCAGCUACAUGCCAAGGGUUAAGGCUGUCAUAGGUGCUGGCUACUCAGAAAUAACCAUGGCUGUCUCCAGGAUGUUGAAUUUGCAGCUCAUGCCACAGGUGAGUUAUGAAUCAACUGCAGAAAUCCUAAGCGACAAAAUUCGCUUCCCUUCAUUUUUACGGACUGUGCCCAGUGACUUCUACCAAACUAAAGCAAUGGUCCAUCUAAUUCAGAAAUCUGGAUGGAACUGGAUUGGCAUCAUAACCACAGAUGAUGACUAUGGACGAUUGGCUCUCAACACUUUUGCAAUGCAGACCGCGGCAAAUAAUGUGUGCAUAGCCUUCAAAGAAGUUAUCCCAGCCUUCCUCUCAGAUAACACAAUUGAAGUCGGGAUCAAUCAGGCACUUGAGAAAAUCAUAGCAGAAGCCCAGGUUAAUGUCAUUGUGGUAUUUCUGAGGCAAUUCCAUGUUUUCAACCUCUUCAAUAAAGCCAUUGAAAGGAAUGUAAAUAAGACCUGGAUUGCUAGCGAUAUUUGGUCAACUGCCACCAAGAUUACCACCAUUCCUAACAUUAAAAGGAUUGGCAAAAUUGUGGGGUUUACCUUUACAAGAGGGAAUAUGUCCUCUUUCCAUUCCUUUCUACAAAAUCUGCAUUUAUUUCCCAGUGAUAAUAACAAGCCCUUAAAUGAAUAUGCCAUGCUCUUGUCUGCCUGUGCUCAUGUCAAGGACAGUGAUUUGAGUCAAUGCAUUUCCAACCAUUCUCAGGGGACUUUGACCUACAAGGCUAACAAGGAUAUAGAAAGGAACUUCUCUCUGAGAAAUGACUUCCUGUGGGAUUACACUGAGCCAGGAUUUGUUCACAGUAUUCAGCUCGCAGUGUUUGCCCUUGGUUAUGCAGUUCAGGAUCUGUGCCAAGCUCAAGAUUGUCAGAACCCUAACGCCUUUCAACCAUGGGAGUUACUUGAUGUACUGAAAAAUGUGACAUUCACUGAUGGAGGUAAUUCAUUUCAUUUUGAUGCCCAUGGGGAUAUGAAUACUGGAUAUGAUGUUGUGCUCUGGAAGGAGAUCAAUGGCCACAUGACUAUCACCAAGUUGGCACAAUAUGACCUGAAGAAUGGUGUCUUCAUCAUCACAGACCAAGAAGCAAAAAACGAGUUCAGAAAUCUCAAGCAAAUUCAAUCUAAAUGCUCCAAGGAAUGCAGUCCUGGGCAAAUGAAGAAAACUACAAAAAGUCAACAUAUCUGCUGCUAUGAAUGUGUGGACUGUCCUGAAAAUCACUACAGUAAUCAGACAGAUAUGGAUCACUGCCUUUUAUGCAACAACGAAACUCACUGGGCCCCAGUAAGGAGCACCGUGUGCUUUGAAAAGGAAGUGGAGUAUCUCAGCUGGAAUGACUCCUUGGCUAUCCUGCUCAUGGCCCUCUCCCUUCUGGGAAUCAUGUUUGUUCUGGCCAUUGGCAUAAUAUUUACAAGAAACCUGAACACACCCGUUGUGAAAUCAUCCGGGGGGUUGACAGUCUGCUAUGUGAUCCUUCUCUGUCAUUUCCUCAACUUUGCCAACACGGGCUUUUUUGUUGGAGAACCACAGGAUUUCACGUGUAAAACCAGGCAGACACUGUUUGGUGUGAGCUUUACUCUCUGCAUCUCCUGCAUUUUGAUGAAGUCUCUGAAAAUUUUGCUAGCCUUCAGCUUCGAUCCCAAGUUGCAGAACUUUUUGAAGUGCCUCUAUAAACCUAUCCCCAUCAUCUUCACUUGCACGGGUAUCCAGGUUGUCAUUUGCACACUCUGGGUAAUUUUAGCAGCACCUACUGUGGAAGAGAAUGUCUCCUUGCCCAGAGUCAUUAUCCUGGAAUGUGAGGAGGGAUCUGUCCUCGCAUUUGGCACCAUGUUGGGCUAUAUUGCCAUCUUGGCCUUUAUCUGCUUCAUAUUUGCCUUCAAAGGCAGGAAAUUACCUGAGAAUUACAAUGAAGCCAAAUUCAUAACAUUCGGCAUGCUCAUUUACUUCAUAGCUUGGAUCAUAUUCAUCCCUGUCUAUGCUACCACAUUUGGCAAAUAUUUGCCAGCUGUCGAGAUUAUUGUUAUUUUGAUAUCUAACUACGGGAUCCUGUGUUGUAUGUUCUUCCCCAAAUGCUAUGUUAUUCUUUGUAAACAAGAGACUAACACAAAAUCUGCCUUUCUCAAGAUGAUUUACAGUUACUCUUCCCACAGUGCAGGUAGCCUUGCUAUGAGUCAUGUUUCACUGGACUCCACCAACAGCAAUAUCCCAAUGACCAAUCCCAGCCCUGGUGGCAAGUCUGCAGCCUGGCAGAAAAGCAAAGAUCUUGAGGAACAAGUGUUUGGAUGCAUUUGUAGAGAAAAUGCUACAAGUAUAUCUAAAACUUUGCCUCGGAAAAGAAUUUCAAGUAUAUGA